This is a messenger RNA of Penicillium egyptiacum, 870 nucleotides long. The record is from the annotation of a GenBank genome assembly. Lineage: Eukaryota; Fungi; Ascomycota; Eurotiomycetes; Eurotiales; Aspergillaceae.
AUGGAUGCCCAAGACGAAAGAAGUAUUCUGAAUGCGCCUGAAUACCAGGAAAGUGACGCCCCGCCCGACUAUGAUGAGGCAUUGCUGAGCUGCCCCACAUCACCAUCUCGCUAUGGUUCACUUCCGUCCACCAUGAGCGUACAUGGCCAGUGGACAAAAUGGAAAUCAAUGAAUCUCUGUGGAGGUGAAGAUGCCAAGAACCGUCUGUGUUUGAUUGAGAUGCAAACUGGCUAUAGCGGCAAAGCUCCGCUGGGGAUGAGAACAGGAUUCCUCCUGCGUAAUGGGAUGAGCAGCAAGGAUUCACUUCUUGCUGCCGCUGGCGAUGAGUCGCGCGGCCUCCAUGCAUUCAAUCCCGACGGCAUCGUCUUCUUGCCGCCACUUGAUCCGGACCCGAAGUGCGACCGCAUGGAUACAGAACUCCUGCGCGCCGAACCUGGUCCAAAUAACGAUAUCGCCUUCCACUUUUCCAUCGAGAUAGGCGAGAAGGAGCGGCGGCACGAGUUUGCAUGGAGGAAAGUCAAGAAGGGUGAAGACCAAGCCAGGAGCAAUGGGUUCAAGUUGGUUCGGCUCGCGUCUACUAAGCAGGCAUCCGAACUGAGCGGCAGCAGCAGCGCCCAACAAUCGUCUUCGUCCUCGCCUCCAUUAGCAGGCGAAGAUGGUGAGGCUGUCGCCUUUGUUAUGUGGGUUAUGGCCUGGCCCAGUCUAACACAUGCGUUCACGCUUGAGGUGGUGGACGGCCAGUCGAACGCGUUGGGAGCGCGCUGGACUCUUAUGGUCAUUGUUACUGCAAUCAGACUCUACACACUGCAUGUAAAGGGGAAAACGAGCAAGUUCGUUGUUGAUAUGGGAAAGAAGACUUCGGGAAAAUAA